CGGUACAUUGCUGGAACAUAAACAAACACGCCAUGGCAGACAUCCCUCCGAGUAGACAGGAAAAGUCCCUCGGUUUGCUCACCUCCAAGUUCGUAUCACUGCUCCAGGAGGCUGAGGAUGGUGUACUGGAUAUCAAAUCGGCAGCUGAUCAGUUGGCUGUGCGACAAAAGAGAAGAAUAUAUGACAUCACCAAUGUGCUAGAAGGAAUUGGUUUGAUUGAAAAAAAGAGUAAAAACUCAAUAGUAUGGAAAGGUGGAGGACCUGGCUCCAACACACAGGAGUUCACAGACCGUGCUUCCAUGCUAAAGGAGGAGAUCUCAGAGCUGGACCAACAUGAGAAGAUGCUGGAUCAACACAAACAGUAUGUACAGCAGAGUAUUAAAAACAUCACGGAAGACUUGAGCAAUUUCAAGAUGGCGUAUGUCAACCAUGAAGACAUUUGCAAUUGUUUCCAAGGUGACACUCUCCUGGCUAUUCAGGCUCCCUCAGGAACACAGCUGGAGGUACCAGUCCCUCAAAUGGUGAAUGGAGACAAGAAGUAUCAAAUUCACCUCAAGUCUGAGAGUGGACCGAUCUAUGUACUACUAGUCAACCAAGAUCAGGAACACACUCCACCUCUUGUUGUACAGGUUCCUCCUCCUGCUGGUGCCCUGAAGCCUGAGCCUGAAAGAAAGGGAGUCAAGAGAGCAGCCUCCACACCUCCAGCUCAGCCCUCUCCACCUCGCUCUCGUUCCACACCACAGAAAGGCAUCACAGCUCACACGCCCACCACUGUGUCUAGUCCCUCACAUCCAGAGAGUGGUGAUGUAGCUGAAACAGCACCAGUCUCCCGGAGGGUGCCACGCAAGGCCUCUGCAGGUGUGAGCAGUGUGACUGAGGCGUUGGCACCAAGACGAGCGCGCAAGAGGCAAGAAGCAGCAGCGGCGGCUGCAGCAGCAGCAGCAGCGGCAGCAGCAGCAAAGGUGUCAUCUUCCUCAGAUGUGGUGGUGAAGCAGGAAAGUACAGAGGAGAUGUUGCCUGUGUCACUCACCAACAUCAAACAGGAGAGACAGGAGGAAAUGAGCACCAGCCCUCCCUCACAUCGUGCUAUAGAUACUGUACUAUCAACCACUGGAGAGAAUUCAGUAGAAGAAUUAAUAUCUGCAGAAGUGUUUGCGCCUCUGCUGCGGUUGAGCCCUCCUCCCUCUGAACGGGACUACAUGUUUAACCUAGAUGAUACCGAGGGUGUGUGUGACUUCUUUGAUGUUCCUAUUCUUAGUUCACUCAGUGCUGAUCUCCAGUAAGCAGUUAUGUGAGAGAAAUUCUAAGUCACUGAACAGUACAUUUCCACUUCCCAGAAUAAGCAACUUGUGUCAAUACCAAGAUAGUUUUAGAGGGAGGACAAAAUGGAAGCCAAUACUAUGAAAUCAGUUUCAGCAGAACAUUUAGAUUUAAUGAUUCCUUUUAUUUUAUUUAUUUAUUUAUUAUUUUUUUUUUUUUUAGGAAGUAAAGUACUUUGACAUUGGAAGUUGUUAAGAGGUUAUUUGCCUUCAACAAUAGGGUGAAAUUUUCAAGAUAAGAAUUUUUUUUUUUACUUUUUAACUCAAUGAAUAAAUGAAGUCAGCUUUGGUGGUAGUGGCUGUCAGGUAUGAAUGCCUGGUGUGUGGCUGUCUUGUUGACUGACUGAAUUAAUUACGUUAGCAGCAUCAUUACUGCAUAAGAUAAUUCAUGCAUUCCAUAAAUUAAUUUCUUGCCAGAAUUCAGUAAUGCACCAACCAGACCAAAGAUGAUAAUAGUGGCACAGAUAGUGUCAAAUGGUCUUGCAAUUAUAAUAUAAACAGUUUAUAAAUUUGAAUGUAAAUUUACCCUAAUUUUUUUUUCUGGAAAAGGACAAAGAGAAAGAUAUGGACAAAUACAUAAAUAUUUCAUGAAGUAAUUUCUGAUGAUAUAAUUUUGAGAUCUAAUGUGACACUCUUUGAGACUUGUUAGGUGCUAUAAUAAUGUUGCUUUUUAACUAUCUUCAAGGACAAGAUUUAAAGGAACUGCACUUGGUUGUUAAAUAAGAAUAUAAUGCUUUUCAAGAAGGUUAAUGUUUAUGAUUGAAGGUCUUCUCUAUACUGUAUGCCACUGAACUGCCAGUGUCAUUUAUCCAGUCCUGUUGAAACUUUGCACUAAGUGUGAGGGAUGGGACAAUGUUGGCAUCAGGAGAUGAGACAUCGCUGCACACCCAUGAUACAGACAUCAGAUCAGCUCUGCAUUACUGUGUUGCCUGCUGGGUAAUGCAGUGACCAGGUAGCAUGAACUAAUAAUGAAUGUUCAAAAGGAUAAGCUGUGAUUGUAAACAUGUAUGUGCAGAGUGUUAGUGUUGGUGGUGUGUGGACAAUGACUUGUCUUUACUGUUAGCCAUGUUAUUUAUAGGGAGGAAUGGAGGAGGCAAAAUUUUGUGGAUUUCUUUAUUUAAUUUAAUUUGGAUGAAUGGCUAUUGUUAGAAUUAGGCAAUGUACUUGCUUUCAGUUGACUUGUACACUCAGGUUGUUGACGAAUGGAAACUGGCCAUGUUACGUUUUGUUGAGUUGGUGGAGCAUGUAUUAGUGUGAAUGCAAGUAUUAUUCCCUUGUGUAAGCAAGACAAAUAUAUAUAUAUAUAUAUUUUUGAAAGAAUUUUUGAUUACAGACAAAAUAAAAAAAAUGAAUUUCAUGGUUAUUGCAUUUACCAAAGCAUGUUUUACCUUCUCAGGUAAUGUUCUCUGAUAUAUUGCUUAUUAGCAUCUCAAGCUCCUAUUGUAUGUCAAAAUGUGUUUGUAGUCUCAAACUACAUAAAGGAGCUUUUCUAAAUAUUGCAAACCAAAGACCUUUUGUCUAACAUUAAGAGUGAGGCCAACUUGGCUCAUAAAAACUCUGCCAUCUCAACUGUACAGUUAUGAGGUGUCAGCAUAAGUACAAAGGGCUAAAGAUUAAUGUGGACUCAGCUCUGCCUUGUGUUGUAAAGUUGAUUCACUGCAAGAAUGAGGAAAUUUUGUGGGACGGAGCUGAGACUACAAUUAUUCUGGAGCUACACAACUGUAAACACGUACAACUUCCAUAGUUGUUGUUGACUAUUUUUGCUUCACACACACACACACACACACACACACACACACACACACACACACACACACACACACACACACACACACACACACACACACACACACACACACACACACACACACACACACACACACACACACACACACACACACACACACUGGAUCCUUGUUAUAUGCCUCCAUAGCUAGAGACUUUAAUUUCAGCUCCCUCAAAAAAUGUUUCCAAAGGACACCUAUACGUAUUUUUUUCUUUAUGUUCUUUAAUACAUGAGAUAUAAUAGUUUGAACUUAUCAACUGAUGUUUAUUUAUUUAUUUUUUAGUUUUUUAUUUAUUUUUUAUUAUUAUUAUUUUUUUUUAUUUAUUUUUUAUUCUAUUCUUUCUCUCUCCUUCCUUUCAUUAGGAAACCACAUGAAUUCAUGAUAUUCUGAUUUUAAAAGUAGACUAUUUCCAUCUCAUGUCUGAUCCAGCCUUCUUGACUUUCCUAUUAUUUGUGAGAAACUCAUCUUUAUGAAACUUUCUUAAUGCUAACUUGAAGUUUUAGAUUGAACACUUUGGAUAUUUCAUAUAUGGAUCAUUUUAUUUUCAAGAUAAUACACUCUUACAGACAAAAGAACUUACAAGAACUUGUGAGGCCUCUGAUAUGUUAGCUAGGAGUAAAACAUCCAAGAUGCAUCUAAUAAUGAAUAAGCUAAAGCAAAAGAUGCAGUUGAAAUCACGAGCACUCCGUUACUCACUUACUCAGUGAGAUAUUAACUGCUCAUGAAUCAUCUUAUGAAACUCCUUUCAUGCUUAACAGAUUUAUAGGAAUAGCUGCAAAAUUUAUAGUUUGCACCUGAUAAAAACAAAAGCAGGACGAAGUAUAUUUGGCCCUCAAUUUAAUGGAUCACAAAAUCUCAACAGACAAAUCUACUCAGCAACAGAGUUUCUGUCAGUUGCUGGGUAGAUUUGACUUUAGGAACAUCAAAACCCUAAAAUAAUGAAUAUAUAAAAUCCUAUUAAAAUGAGUUGGAAAAUAAUAUGUAUACUACUAUGUAUAUAAAAAACAUGAAGGAAAAGAAAAUCAUUGCAAUCUUGAAGGGAGGCAGGUAUAGAGGCUGACAUAAUAUAUGUUAACAUGGUGCAUUCAUUGUGUUAACGCACCAUGUUAACACUGGUCUCACCACCCAUGCCUCAGUCUGCACUUGUCUCUUGAGGAAUGUAUGUACAUACAGUACAUACAUUGUCCAAUGCUGCUUUGAUUCUGGUGUUUGUUUUAUGCUGAGAUACCUCCCAAACAAGAAAAAUGUAAAUGUGUGAAUCUAAUCAUUAUUUCAAUUGUUUAACUUAUUAUAUUACUCUAUAGUACAUAUUAUGUUCAGUACUUGGUUAGGUUACAAAUCUUUUGUUUUUGUUUUUUCUUCUGGUAUUUAUUGUAUGUAAAUUUUUUUCAAACAAUGGACUUUUCAAGCAACAGACCACCCUUCCCUCCCUUUAAACUUGUUAAAUUGAGGGCCGAGUGUAAUCUUCUUAGAACCAUUUGCAGACAAAAAUAAGAUUGUGUGCAUUGUGACUCGGACAAUCCACAAGUGUGUUUUUUUUAUAACUACUACUAGUGUGUAUGUUAUAAAAGUAUCACAUCUCACUUUUUUUUCUAAAUACUAUAAUACCUUUUGAUGUACUUGUUUGUUUUUAAUAUCCUCCUAUAUUGUUGAAUUGAAAUAAGAUGCAGUUAUAAGUUUGUGUAGGAGGCUUCCCUAUUUUUGUUACAGGAAUCAGAAUAAAUUGUGGAGCCCUUUGGAUUACAACCUUAUUUUCUCCAUUGUGAUUAUAUUCAUUGUUCAUUUUCACACUCAUCAUUCACUUAAAAAAAUUAUUCAGUGAUAUAUAUAUUAUUGAAAAAAAUUCCCAUUUUACAUGCAAAAAAUCUGAAAAAUGUAUGGAAGUUGUAGUUUUUAUUCUGGUAAGAGAGGAAAAGGUUGGGAAUGAAUGCACUAAGAGGAUGACAAAGCCAGUUGUUUGAGGCAAAGCCAGAUGGCUCGUGUCUAUGGCUCAUUUUUUGUGCUGUAAAAAAAGAGUGAAAAGCAGAAACAUUCACAAACUUAUGGUAUUCAUGUCAACAAUACCUGUGAUCAUGCAUGAAAUCCCUAGUUUUUAUUAUUUGUGGGUGUCAUGACUUUAUAAUGCACCUUAAAAGAGUUGAACAGGAAUGCAACAAAUUAUGUUAGUUAUCUUACAUGUUCACCAUUGUGCCAUCAAUGGUAUAUUUUCCCAAUCUUACUGUGUAGUAUGUUCAAGUAACUAGAGUGAGAUGAUCAGUUGCACCUGUAACCAUCAUAACUUAAUUUUAUUUCAAAAUUACUUAAUUGUUAGUAGCUACUACAGUGGGACAUUAAGAACAUGAUUGAUAAACUCAUUAAGCAUGGGAAGUUAAGUUUUUUUCAUAACUGUGUAUGUUCCUAAUUCUUAUCUCCAUUGGCAUACAAUUUUCAGUUGUGUUUGUUUAUCAGAAAUGUUUGAAAGGGAAGUGGUGAUGUUUGCCACUAUGAUACAAACCAGUAACACCCAUAAUAGUACACACACACACACACACACACACACAGAGCUUGGGAGUAGAUAGACUUUUCACAGUAUAGAACUGUGGUCCUCAAACUCAAACUAGGAGGUAUGGGGCACAUCAAGUUUUGUGAAUCAAAAAUUACAUAAUAUGAUGUUAGAUUUUCCAUUGUGAAUUCAAACUACCUUAACCCUAUUUCAUCUCAUCCUGUGUCAUGUCUCUCCAUUCUAGUCUUACUCUUUCCUCAAUUUUUUACUCACAACUUGUGCAUUUUUCAAGGUGGCACAGGUAAUAUGUACCCUAAUGAAACUUGUCAUUUAGAAUUUAAUUUUGAUGAGUUUAUCACUGAUAGCUUUUAUAUUACGAGUUUAAUAAUUGCAAGUUUCUUACCAACGUGGUUGUUGCUAUCAUUCAAUGAAAAAAGGCCAUUGUUUCCCUUGUCCUUUCUAGCCAGCAUUUAUAUAAAUUAUAUGUAGGCUACAUUUCAAUGAUUUGAUCAUCCUGUAUAGUUUUGAGUUGUACACCAUUAAUCAGAUGAAAUAAUUUUACUAUAACCUUGUACAUAUAUCUCAGUUGUGGGUUAUUCUUGCUGUUUACUUUGUUGAUUUGGAGUACAUAGUGGUAUUGGUGUUUGAAAUAUAUGAAUCGGUAAUUGUCUCCUCCUCUCCUAUCACAAAAUAAGUAGUAUGAUAUAUGUAGGUUACAUGUUUGUACUGUUGAUGGCACUUGAAAAUCCAAGUUAAGAGAACACAUGCGAAUAACUUGAUACAGUACUGUUAAAUUGUGUUUGUUAAGAGAAUCUCACUGCAGUAAAAGUAAAUUUAUUGUUAGUUUUAUAAUGUGGCAGCUUUCAGGGAUUACAUUGUACAUGUGUUUUUUUAUUGUUUUAUGGCUGUACUGAUGACUCUUGUAUGUUACACUUGAAAGUGUUCAGUGUGAAGAGAACUGGACAGGUAUGCAGGCAGUAAAUUCUCACCAAUAUGAUUAGUAAAUAGUGUGUGUGUGUAGAAAAUAAGUGUGCAUAAUAUGAAAGUUUGCUGAUUUAGCAGAGGGAUUAUGUUUGGCUUUGGGCUCAUGCAGAGAAUGGAAGUAGUUUAUGAGCAAGUUGUCUAAGUCUGAUAUGAGCAAUGGAAGGCUAAUGGGUUGGGCUGCAUCAGUAGAUUUGUUGGUGUUGUGUGUGAAGGUAGGCAGUCACAAAUUGAAGGAUGUCUGUGUAUGUUUGUAAAAGGAAAGCUAAGCACUUGUUUUAUACUCAGUCACACCAAUGGUCUCUAUUUGAAGCAUAAUUCAUUGAGAUUCUUUUUAUGGCUUCCAUAUUACUGAAAAUGAGAUUAUUAAUAUUUUUGUGGUGUUAUUCCAAACAUUUGUGUGAUGCUGGCUCCUAAGGACAAGGUACUCUGGCUUGGCAGUGCUUUGUCUCAUUCUAUGUGAAAUCACUCCUGAAAAAAGAGCUACCAAACGCAGAAGAAACAUGAAUUGAGGGAAAAUGUUAUGUAGCUCUGAGAUUCACAUUUCUAUACCUGUAACUUUUUUUCUAUGACAGUAAUUCCAGAUAUUUCAGUCCACCUCACUUUUGGGCUGCUAAGAUGGUGCAAAGUUGGUGCUUGCCUGUGGUGCCGAGCUGAGCUAAAAAUGUAUUAAUUUUGGGCAGGGUCUUUGUGAAGGUGCUUGACAUUCACAACUCUGCAAGGGAGUAUUACCCUAAUAGUGGGGGUACUUUAGAGGGUCAUAAAAUCAAUAAAAUGGGGUAAAUAUACUCCAAAACAAUGGAAGUUUAAAAGAAGAUUAGGUAUGGAUGGGUUGAUAGUGAAAAUAGGUAGACAUGUUUUAUACAGGGACUGCCAUGUGUAUGUCUGAUGACUUAUUGAAGCUUUCAUUAUUUUAUGUUCUUCAAUGCUGAUGGGCUGUGUAGUAAGAGAAUAUGCCUUUUACAUUUUGAACAUUCAAAUGACAAAAUCCAGUUGUCAUGGUGACUUGAAUUGAUAGAGGCUACUGGUAUAGAAAGAGCUAGCUAGAUAAUGCUCAUCUCCACAAUGCUUAUUUAUGCACCAUCUCAUUUUUUCUGAAAUGUUCAAGAUCUAAAAGUUAUUGAAUUACAAAGUCUCCGUUUUACAGAGCCUUACUUAGUACAGAAGUGCUGGGGUAUAUGUCAUUAUCAAUAUGUGGGAAGGACAAAGAUUUGAAUUUUCAGAGUACAAGUUUUUGCCUUACUGGGAAAUUGUGGAAUAUGGGCACUAAACAUCUCAAGGUGGCAUGUGACAUGUUGAUAAGUGUCUCCGUAGGAUCCCUUGUUUCACUUAGAUGACUUGUGUUCAGAGCAAUUGCUCCAUGCAGCUGAAGUGUGGCAUGUUAAGUAGUUAGUGUGAAUACCACUGUGAGUAAGUGGUGUUAAAGUGUGGAGACUAGGGAAAGCCUGCAAAGCUUGUACUUGGAGCAUGUUUAUUGUGGAAAGGACAGUCAAAGCCAGCUAAAAUCCACAGGCCUUGAUCAUCAUUCAUGGCUUAAUGGGUAACUUGUCUGACUUGUGUGUCCUUGAGUGUCCUGUCAUUAGUACAGUCUGGGAUGACAUCUUGUGGUCAAUUCAUCCACUCAUCUGAUAAGUUUCUCAGUGUUUUCAUAAUACUCCGAAGGGGCAUGACAGCAGCCGUUUGGAGGCUGAGGCAGAAAAGCCCAUGGGAGUGAGAGUAUCAGGUGGACGGUGUAACAUACUAGUACCUUCAGAGUCUACUUCUUUAUUGAUGAUGAUAAUUAUUCCUUAACAACUCUUACUAUGAAGCCAAGAUAAAUAUUUUGUAUUCCUUUUAAUACGAAUGAAAUAUUUUAGCAUGGUUAUAUUUUCAUGCUUAACAUUAAUGCCAUAGUUUGAUAGGACAGGUCUGAGGGAAAAACAAAUCAAGUAUGACUCUCUCUCUCUCUCUCUCUCUCUCUCUCUCUCUCUCUCUCUCUCUCUCUCUCUCUCUCUCUCUCUCUCUCUCUCUCUCUCUCUCUCUCUCUCUCUCUCUCCAAUAUACUGAAUUGAAAUUGAUUUGAGGGAGAUGACUCAGGUUCUGACUAACUCCAGUAGGAAGGAUUUACUGGCUGGUUCUCUGUGAGUGACAAAAUUUGCAUUGACUGAUAUUGAACGAGUGCACAUGGCAGCAUAAUGAUCUGUGAAGCAUUGGCUUUUUCAUCAUUAGUAGAGAACAGAUUAGUGAAAACAUUUGCCUUUAGUGUUUGUAGGGAAUUGGCCUCCACUGUUGGACAGAACAUAGUUUGAUUUAUAGGAGGCCUUCUGAUACAUAUGUAUGUAUUUAUUAACUACAAGCCAGUCUACAAACUUUUCAGAAGUGUAAAUAUUCCAAAGAUGUUGCUGUCGUAUACAUUUUGUAAAAAAUAAAAUACUGAUAUGA
This is a messenger RNA of Portunus trituberculatus (swimming crab), 8990 nucleotides long. RefSeq names its product transcription factor E2F4-like. The record is from RefSeq and is a predicted model, not a curated record. Bases 33 to 1283 code for a protein of 416 amino acids. Gene Ontology annotation, cellular component: RNA polymerase II transcription regulator complex. The transcript is spliced from 9 exons. Gene Ontology annotation, biological process: regulation of transcription by RNA polymerase II. Gene Ontology annotation, molecular function: RNA polymerase II cis-regulatory region sequence-specific DNA binding; protein dimerization activity; DNA-binding transcription factor activity, RNA polymerase II-specific. NCBI's taxonomy places the organism in Eukaryota, Metazoa, Arthropoda, Malacostraca, Decapoda, Portunidae.